Molecule: messenger RNA, 2237 nt
Organism: Cheilinus undulatus (humphead wrasse)
Lineage: Eukaryota; Metazoa; Chordata; Actinopteri; Labriformes; Labridae
Product: protein phosphatase 1 regulatory subunit 3C-B-like
Exons: 2
Coding region: 174-1217 (347 amino acids)
Biological process (GO): regulation of glycogen biosynthetic process
Cellular component (GO): protein phosphatase type 1 complex
Molecular function (GO): protein phosphatase 1 binding; glycogen binding
Source: RefSeq, a predicted model, not a curated record
AGCAAACCCGGCACUAAAAGGCAAGAAGAGAGCAAGAAGAGAGGAGGAAGACAAAAAGGGGGCUUGACGAGAGCAUGCACUUUUAGAAGAGGCUGCUCGAUACAUUUCUGCAACUCAAAGGGACUUAAAAGUUUUUGAAAGUUCUUUCCUCUCUGGAACCUUCUAUUUCUUUAAUGAGUGCGACAAGUGUGCUCAGAUCUUUCAGUCCAUCAGCUAUGCCUGGUCCAGUCAUGCCUAUAGACGUGGCCAUGAGGUUCUACAUCAGCCACUCUCCUCCGCCGCUCCGCGGUUUCCUCAGCUCCUAUGAGGAUCUGCAAAAGGCCAAGAACCGAGCCAACCAAUCCACCACCUGCAGCCACAAGCAACAGCUGUACAAACCCCUGCGGCCCUGCCUCAGCAACCAGCAGAAAGCCGUGGAUGAUGGCAGCUGCGGGGGCUGGAACAACAAUAAGGUCAGCAAGAAGAAAGUGGUGUUUGCGGACAUGAAGGGAAUGUCACUCACUGCCAUCCACAUCUUCUCAAAGUUUGAUGAUGAGCCGUAUCAGAACAAGAGUUGCGGGGGAAUCAUAGAGGACCUGCAGUUUGACAUGACAGACCUGGAAGCAGCCACAAUGGAUCUAAAGAUCAGCUCAGUGCGCAGCCUGGCACUGGACUUUAAGCAGCCCUCAGCAGACUACCUGGAUUUCCGGAACCGCCUGCUUAAGAAUUCAGUCUGCUUGGAGAACUGCUCGCUGCAGGAACGCUCGCUCACCGGCACCAUCAAAGUCAGGAACAUCGGGUUUGAGAAGUCUGUGCAGUUGCGAGCAACUUUCGACUCAUGGGUCAGCUUCACUGACAUUGACUGCACCUUCAUGAACAACGUCUACAGCUCCCAGGACACUGACACCUUUGCAUUUGUCCUGGAACUCCCCACUCACAUCCCGCCACAGAAUCGGAUUGAGUUCUGCAUCUGCUUCAAAGUCCAGGAUCAGACCUACUGGGACAACAAUGAUGGCAAAAAUUACACCCUCAAGCACGUUGGCUGGAAUGGGGAGGACCUGAACAUUACAAACCCCCCAACCUCUGCUGAGCAGAAGAAACCAUCAGAGCACAAAAACGGAGGAGUGAAGGUGCUGGAGAUGGAGUUUGAUCAGUUUGGCAGCCCACGCAUGUCCAGUGGACUCUUCCCUGGCUGGCAGAGCUGGGGACAGAUUGAUAACACUGUGCCCUAUUGGUGAAAAUAUCAGGAUGUUUGCUGAAAUGGUACUGACACUGAUGGAGCAUUCAGUACGAAUCCAGACGGGGGUUUCAGCCUCAAUUGGCCCUCAGCCAGAAACCAGGCUGAAGCAAACAACCUCUGCUUUUUUGGCAGAGGAAGUCCACAAACCAGACAGAAACCUAAGUGUAAUGUGCUCAACUGACCUGCUUUUUGCUGUAACAUGGUUCUUUGGCCUGAGAGACUUGAUGAUCUGUGGAAGGAGGAUAAAGGAUAAAUGGGGGAAUUUUUUUCAAGUUAUACAUAUUCCUCUUUUUGUAAAAUAUGUGCCUUGUCAGAGUGCCAGCCCACUGAAACUCAGACUAAUUGUAAAUGAUGCACUGAUUGAGAUGUCCCUCUCAAUGUGAUGUCUGUAAAGUGAAGAAGUGGAAACGGAGCUGAUUAAGUCCUUCAUAUUGAAGGGAAAGUGCAGGGAGUGCAAGGCGACAAAUGCUUCUCUACUAAUAGAAAUGUAGCUGAUAUGUUUCUAAUAAAAAUGCACACUAAACUUUAGCACCUUUAAAGCAGACAAUAAUUCACCAUGAUUCAAAAUGGCCUUAAUCUUGAAAGUUGAGUCAUGCAGCCCUUUCUUUCCCUCCAUGUACAUUGCACAUGUUUAUCAGAUGAAAAAUGUUUGGCUGAUGUAAUUUUGAGGUAAGUGUUUUAAGGAACUGAGCUGCUAUCGACAGAGGUGUCACAAGAGAGACUCGGUAUGUGAUUGGUUGUCUUGAACAGGGAAGAUGUUUGGAAAUGUCAGUGGUUACAGUAUGUCAGAAAAGGAGUGAUGGAUGGACUUAAUGUUUUGAUUAUUUACUUGUUUUCACAAGUGCAAUUGUGUGAUGGGUGUACAGUACGUGUGGAUGGAUUUGAGAUUUUUCUCACUGUGAAGAAAGGCCCGAAGAACUUUUUGUGUUUCACUUGAAGGUGUUUGUUGCUGACACACACUGUGUCAGAUUUGUAUUUCCCUUUCUGAAAUAAAUUUCUAUAUUUGUGCUAAAACGUA